ACAAAGCAAAUCCAAACCUAAACCCUUGAUUUCACAAUGGCCUCUGGGGAAGAGAAGUAUCGUUCGCUUUUGCGUGGAGAUGAAGAGAAAAACACCAAAUGGAGAUAUGGGGUUCCUCCUAACUAUGAUGUUGUCAACAAACUCUUUGAAGAAGAGAGGACUAAUGUAUGGCCUGUUGGGUCACUUGAAGAGAGGGUGCAAAGCCUAGUGAAAAAUUUUGAGAUGGAAAUGUUCCAUAAGAUAUCACGCAAUGACUUCAGAACAUUAGAUUUAGACAAGUAUACUUUCAGUCUCAAUGGAAGAAAGCCUUUAGCUGUUGAAGAAGUAAGUAAACUCGGAGGUUACAAUCCCUUUCUUCAGACCUCUCUCCCUGAGGAGUAUAGGUACUAUAAUGCUGCAAAGGAGACUGCCGAAUCGUCUCACCGAACUUUCAGUGCGACGUUCCUUAGAGGUUUUGCUCUUGAAAUUAUCCAAGUUUAUUCAGGGCCCCCAAAUAUUGUGUUCAAGUUCAGGCAUUGGGGCUACAUGGAGGGGCCUUUUAAAAGCCAUGCCCCCACUGGGGAGAGAAUUGAAUUCUAUGGAGUUGCCAUUUUUAAGGUGAAUGAGAAAGAUAAAAUUGAGGGGGUAGAGUUCUUUUUUGACCCAGCGGAAUUGCUUGGAAAACUCCUGAAAGGUCCUAGCUUGGAUGGCUUGGUUGAAAAGGCGGUUUCGAGCUGCCCUGUCUUGAGAAGCACGGGGUAGAAUAUUAAUUUGUGAUUCAAUAUUUCAAUCUUCUACCAAUUUAUUGCCUGGGAUUACAAGUAUAUCAAGAAGCAAACAAAUGUAACCACAUCAUUAUCUACUAGUUGAAAUAAAGCUCUAUCUCUUUCGUGUUCCUUUUUC
This is a messenger RNA of Benincasa hispida (wax gourd), 882 nucleotides long. Its product is annotated as pathogen-related protein-like. The record is from RefSeq and is a predicted model, not a curated record. Lineage: Eukaryota; Viridiplantae; Streptophyta; Magnoliopsida; Cucurbitales; Cucurbitaceae.